This is a messenger RNA of Biomphalaria glabrata, 10486 nucleotides long. RefSeq names its product tudor domain-containing protein 1-like. The transcript has 28 exons. Gene Ontology annotation, molecular function: RNA binding. NCBI's taxonomy places the organism in Eukaryota, Metazoa, Mollusca, Gastropoda, Planorbidae. The record is from RefSeq and is a predicted model, not a curated record. Bases 172 to 5232 code for a protein of 1686 amino acids. Gene Ontology annotation, biological process: spermatogenesis.
AUUAAAUACAUUUACUAAAGAUUUAACUUGCUUUGUUUAAAAAGAGUCUAGACGUAAAAAUCCUAAUUUUAUGGGUAUUUCUUUUUUAUAAACUUCAGUGGAAGUUUUCACUGACUAUCCAGUAAGAGUUAUCUCAGAGCCACUAAAGAACUAUUACAGUCAUUGAAAAAAAUGGAGAAAUGGAAUCCUAUGAAAGAAGCCUAUGAUGACCCAGAAUUCAAUAAAUACACCACAGGUUUUGGAAGAGAUUUGUCUUACAAUACUAAAAAUAUUGACUUGUACGUUGAAAAUAUUCCCCCAGGACUUGGUCAGGAUGGUCUUUUAAAUCUUUUCUCUGAGUAUGGCAGAGUGUUGAGAGCUAGAGUGGUCAAAAACAAUUCCACACAUGUAGGAUCAAUAGGCUUUGUUACCAUGGAAAGUAUGGUUGAUGCAGAAGCAGCCAUGAGAAACAUAGACCAGAGGAAAGUUGGAGACCGUUUUGUUUUAAGAGUAAAGGUUGCAUAUAGUAAAGAAGAAAAAGAGCGGAGAAAAAAACAGAAGCAGUUUCAAGAAGAAACUGAUUUUGAUGACACUGCAUCUUUGGCAUCUUCUAAACACAAGAAAUUUGAAUUCCAAGAACAAAAUGAAAGGUUUACAAAUAAAUCUGUUCCUAACUUUGGUCGUGGUUUUUCAAGAGAAGCUGAUGAUUCAAUAGACCCUGUUAUGUCCACUUUAGGAAGAGGUAGAGGUAUUACACGUCAUCCAGAAAGUGAUUUGAGACAGGUUAACAAUGCUAAACUGAACCAAGACAAACAAGCCCCUAGAAAGAAAGCUUUCAGCCAACUGGAACAAUUAGAGAGUUGGCAAACUGAGUCUUUUGGGGAUUCUGAUAAAAGCCUAAAGACCAAGAAGCCAGAAAUGGAGAAUAAAAAAAUUUGCAUUUAUUGCUACAAACAUGGCUGUGUUAAUGUGUGUUCAGUUUGUAAGCAGUACUACUGCUCUGUGGAAUGUCAGAUAAAUGACUGGCCCAAACAUAGAAAUUAUUGUAGAAUUAUUGAGGCACAUUUGGAUGACUUGAGCAAGGCUAGGAAAGGCUUUUCUGCUGAAAAUGAAUCAGCCACUGAAGAUCAAGAUGACCAGAGGUCACCAAAAAGCAAACCAGAUAAAAACUACUCUGGAAAUUCUGAUAGAGUAUCAAAUUUUAUGACUAAAAAUGUAAGAAAAUCUGCAUCAAGUGAAAAGCUGCUAAAGAACAAGCCAAAUGGUAGCGAAACUAAGGAAAGUUAUUCUGCACCAAAGCAGCGCAAAAAGCCAAUGGAGAGCAGCAAUUCUAAAGCCGCUAAGAAAACAAAUGGAUUUAAAGAGAAUAACAGAAGUGGCCAAGAAAAAGAUGUGUCAUUAAAAGAGACUUAUGGUGCAUUAUCAGUUGGUAGCAAAGUGGAGGUUAUGUUAACAUACUUCAAAAGCCCUACAGAGUUUUGGGUUACACAGAAGGAUUAUUUAAUGGAAUUUAUGGAGUUGAUGACAGAGGUUACCAAGGCACUGGAACAAGAAACCACCAGUAAUGUAAUUCAACCCCGUCUUGGAUCUAUUUAUGGGUCAAAGUUUGAAGGUGAAUGGAGCAGGGUCAGAGUGGAUGAAAUCGAUGAUGAGGAAGUUACAGUCUAUUACAUAGAUUUUGGAAAUUCUGAAAGAGUUCAGAUCAGCAACUUGCGUCAGUUAACUCCAAAAAUGAUAGUCUUACCACCUCAGGCAGUUGCAUGCACUUUGAGCAAGAUAAUACCUAAGAGAUGUCCAGAAGUGACUGCUACUGUACAGGAUAUUUUUGGUGCACCAAUGAGUAAAUUUUUUGACUGUCAUGUGGUAGAUAAAGUGGAUCAUAUUCAUGAAGUUAAUAUUAGCAUUGAUGGUGAGGACCUAGGUAAAAACCUAUUGAAACAAGGAUUGGCAGAAGAAGCUGAGCUGCAGCCUGAAAGGAUCAUGGUGUGUGAUCUAAAGAGUCAAAAACAGCUGCUUCAAGUUGGGGACAGACUGAAAGUGGUGAUCGUCAAUGUGGAGUCAUCAAGCCAGUUUAGUAUCAUUAAAACAGAAGCCUAUGAAGUCUUGUCAGAGAUUUUGAAGCAGCUCAAAUCACAUUACAGUCAUAAAAAUCAACCUUACAAACCUAUAAAGGGAGAACUGGUGGUGGCCAGAUUUCCUGAUGAUCCCUGCAGUUUGUAUAGAUGUGAGGUAUUAAAUGUUGAGGAAGAUUUGUUUCACCUUUUCUGUAUUGAUUAUGGAACUCUGGGAAGUUUGAAAUCAGAAAUGAUUUAUCAAGUGAAGCGCUCCAACAUUGCUGAGUUUCCAAUGCUUGCAAUAAGAUGCUCUUUAUUUGGAAUGGAAACAUUUGCUGACAUUUCUGAGGAGAUAAAGAGAAAGGAAUUUGAUGCAGUGAUGCAAGAGUUCUGUGAUAGUAAAAGAUCUAUGUCCAUGAUUGUAAAAAAUGUUGAGGUACCACUUGUAGAUUUCUGUUCAGAGUCUGGGGUUUGGUUUUCACAGUGUCUGAACAAAAAGCUUCACAAACUCUCUGUAAAAGAUCAACCUAAGAAACAUAUAACACUUCCUUCCAAAAAAGCAACCAGUGUUACUGUUCCCAGCAAAAUAUCCAAAGGAAAUGAGGGACUCAACCUAUUGACUGAAGCACUUGUCAUGGGAGCUGUUUGCAAAGUCAACAUGUGCUACAUCGUCUCUACUGGGGAGUUUUAUGUAAGGCUGAUGUCUAGAGAUGCUGCUUUCAAAGACAUGAUGAAAGAACUUAACAACAGCAUCCAUAGUGCUCCAGUUGUGAUUGCUGCUCAGGUUGGUUCCCUCGUGGCUGUUAAGUACAGUGCGGACGAGCUCUGGUACAGGGGGAAGGUGCAGCGCAUCCAAGGCAAAAAGUGUGAUGUGACCUUUCUUGACUAUGCCAAUACAGAGAGUGCUAACUUGGACAGUUUGAGAGAGCUUUCCCCCUCAUUGAUUGAGCUUCCUGUUCAAGCUAUUAGAUGUCGACUCAACAUAGAAUCUCCACCUUCCAAAGAAGAAGAAAACCAGUUCAAAAAAGAGUUUGAGAAUGAUAUACUGCCAAUGAGAGCUGUCAAAAACAGCCCUAAAGGCUAUAUGGUCAACAUUACUGUACCUGCUAAAAAACGUCUGGAAUUUUUGAGUAACAUGAAUCUCAAGCUGCCAUGUGUGGAGCAGGAAGUCUCAAACUUGAACUUUGAAUUAAACAGUGUUGUUAAAGUGGAAUGUGUAAAAUUGGACAGCCCUUUGAGGUUUCAUGUUCAAUCUUCAGAGCAUUUGCCAGCUCUCAUUAAGGCCUCAGAGAAGCUGAACAAACGUCUGAACAGUCAACCUGCACCUUUAAAAUCUGUUCAGGUUGGGUGCUAUGCUGCUGUCAAAAGUAAUUUCAACCACGAAGAAGCUAAAUGGCACCGUGUCAUUGUAGAAAGUAUUAACGAAGACAAGUGUGUUGUGAAUUUCCUAGAUUAUGGUAUUUCUGAAGAGACAUCUAAGUCCAGCUUAAUGACACUCUCAUAUGAAGACUUAAUGCUGCCUGCAUGUGCUAUAGCAUGUAGGCUCAAAGGAUGUCAGGCUCACAAGUCUAACUUUGAUAGUCCUUUUUCUACCAUGGGUCCAAGUUUGAUUGAUUGUGUCAAAAUAGUAGGCAAGGAAGACAACCAAUAUAUUGUUGAUGUCUUAGAUUGUGUUGGCCAAUGUAUCAGCAACAAAUUCUUGGCAGAAAAUUCUUCAAAUGAUUCAAUGAUCUCAGCUUCCAGUAGUCCAAGAGAAAAACUCCAAAAUAAAUUGGAUCAACAGACACUUCCCGAUACAAAUCAACUCAUUCCAGUGUUUGUCACUCAUAUCAAUUCUUACCAUGACCUUUUUGUGUCAGUCAGGCAGGAGAAUAUCAUCUCAGACUUCCUACACCUCAUGACAGCUUUGAAUCAGGGCAUUAAAACUUGUAAACCUCUCAAAAAUCCUUCUGUUGGUGGUCUGUGUGCAGCCAAGUUCAGUCAGGAUGAAAGCUGGUACAGGGCUCGCCUGAUAGACAUACUAAACUCCUCCACAGCCAUGGUUCAGUUCAUAGACUUUGGAAACUGUGAAGAAGUAGCCUUGUCAGAACUGAGGGUACUGAAUGCAGAGUUUAGGACCCAGUCAGCACAGGCCAUACCUUGCUGCAUUUCUGGUUACGAAACUGAGAAGGUCUUGGCCAAUAUGGAGACAUUACAAAAACUAAAAGUUGACCUCCUUGACAAACAGUUGUACUUAAAAGUGGUGAAGAAACUGGAAGACAAAUAUGUGAUCAUAGUGGAGAAUGAACAAGGUGAAUCUGUCGUGAACAAAAUGCCCACCACUGGUCAUAAAUUGACUUUGCCCAAACAUUCAGACUUGUUAGUGGAGACUCCAGCUGAAAAGGAAUUUCCUGCUAUUUUUUGUCAUAUCAAUAGUUUUGAUGAUUUCUAUUGUCAGAGAAUUAAUCAACAAGAGAUCUCUGAACUAGAUUUACUGCAACAUUCUCUCCAGGAAGAUGUAUCUAAAUGUGCGCAGCUGAAACCUUGUGAGCCUGUUGUUGGAUGUGUCUACAUGUCCAAGUUCCUAGGCUCAUGGUACAGAUGUGUGCUUCAGGAGGUUCAAGGUUCUAAAGCUAAAGUUAAGUAUGUGGAUUAUGGGAAUGAAGAAGAAAAAAGUGUAGAGGAAUUGUUUCCCUUGUUACCUGAGCGUAUGACAUUGCCAGUCCGGCUUUUAAAGUGCAAACUUUUUGGUGUUAAGCCUGCUGGUCAAGACUGGAAUGAUCCAGAUAUACAAAACUAUUUGAAAAUACUUGAGACCAAACAGCCAUUACUGAUCAUUCAUGAGGAAAUAGAUGAUGCUUUUCUAGUUUCUAUAGUUAUUGUUCUGGGCGAUAUCAAAAUCAAUGUAGCUGAUGAUCUUGUUAGUAUUGGAUUAGCUGUUCCCAUCUCAGAGAGCUCUUCCAUCAAACAAGAAAACAAUCCAACUUCUCUGCCUAUAAAUGAUCAAGAUAGUAAGCCAGCUUCACCAACAAAAAAACAAGCAAGCAAACCAAGUUCUCCCAUGAACAAGCAAGAUAGUAAACCAACUUCUCCACCGGCCAAGAGUUCUGCUUCUGAAUCUGAAGAUGUAGACACUGAAGAGCUUGAAUUACAAUUACAAAUUUUAGAACUUCAAAAAAAGUUGGCAAUGGCAAAGAAAAAAAAGAAGUCAGAUGCAUGAUAGUUUUAUGGAAUGGAGUAGAAAUGUUAACAAUUUCUUGGUUUUGUUUUGUCAAUGUACCCUUUCUAUUUUAUAUUCCAUGGGAAAAUUAUCAUUAGAACUAUGUCAUAUUAACAACAAAAACAACAUGUUUGGAUACAAAAUCCAUUUUUUCAAUGAUAUUAUUUCCUUUGUAUCCUACACCUGUGACCCUACCAAAUAGUAAACUAGCGUAAGACCACUUUCCCAGUAAAGUGUCAUCAUUUUCUAUUUUCUCACCUAGAUCUGUUAUUUACUUUUAAAAAUAAAAAACAACAACCAUUCAAUACUCAAAGUUAAACAUUUUGUAGUCAAGAUCUUAAAAGAGCAUGACCAGCUUUAAGUUGGUUAAGUGACUCUGGCUAAGACUUAGCAUUAAUUCUCAACCAUUGUGCUGCUAUUUCGAAGAUCUUCUAUUUGGUACUUUAAACCUCACGCUGAAGUCAAUCUAAUUAUUCAAAAAUGUGAGUCAAAAAGAGGAGAUGGGAGUUUGUUUAAUAAAUAAAAUAAUUUACUUUAUUGAUAUUCACCAUUAAGAGCUGUUUUAAAAUAUUUUAUUUUCUUUAUUGUAAAGAAGAAGUGCAGUAGUUACAAGUAGAUUACUAUUGUAUGCAAUAGUCAAAAGUUUAUUUUGUGCUUUUUUUGUGUGUUUCUUUGGAUGACAUUUGUUUUUUUAUGCUUGCAUUGCCUUUGUUGAUCUACCACUGACAUUAUAAGUUACAGAUAUUCCUUCAAUAAUGAAGAUAAUUAUGACUUACAUGUAUCCAUGUGUUAAUCUAGUUUGUCAUGCUUAUCAGAAACUGAAACUCAACUACAAGCCAUUAAAACAAUUUCUUAGCAACCUUUUCCAUUCUCUAAUGAUAUGAUGUUGGUAUUUAAAGAUGAUAGUCUAAGAACUGACCUAAAAAUCAGUUGUCUCUACACACCUAGAUUUGGCAGACGAUUUCCUAAAUUUUUGUGACUAUUAAAAAUAUUGUUCAUUAGGUCUUUUGAGAAAAAAUGCUAUAAAUUGUAACUUUCUGAAUAUAUAAUAUAAUUCUCAGAGACAAAAACAAACUAGUUAAGUGUACCGCAAAUAUAUAAAUGAAGAAAAUGUCUAUUCUGUAAAGCAGUAAAAGCUGGGAUGAUCUGGGCAUGUUUUUAUAUCAUAUAUUAGUACAGAGACAAGGUUGCAAGAGAUAAAACUUUGUAAACAAAAAAAUCCAUAAAUGGAUCAGUGGAAACAGCAUUCCUAGUCAUGUCAUUCCAAUUGAAGUAGCAAAGAACAGACUGAUCCAGUCAUUCAUUCUUUUGAAGGAAGUCAUUAAAUGAGGUUUGUUGAAAUAUCUUGCCUCUAUUGCCUGUUUCUUGAACUUGUAUGGUUUAGAUGCUCCUUCAGACAUGAAGGUUAGUAUGUCCUAGCUCAUACUUUCUAAAGAAUGGCAGUGGGAAUGGUUGUGAUGACAGUCUGGAGUGUAGACUACAAAAUCAUAGUCUACUCUUAUUGGUACCGAAACCUGUUUUCUUAUUUACACCUAACAUUUACCUAAGAGCUCCAUGCUCUAUCUACCAUUUGUAAAGAAUAUACAUUAUAUACAAUUCUUUUCUCACUAUUAACUAGAUCCAGCUAUUAAACUGAAGUAGACAAUCUCUCCUUAAAAAAUGCCUGCUUACCAUUCUUUCUAGUACUAGAUAUUCUUAGUACUAGACAUAUAUAGAGUGAAAUUAUAACAGAAGGUAACAGCAGAAGACAUUUUAUUAAAAAUGUUUAUGCUAUCAAAAAAGCAAAGGACACUUAAAAAAAACAACAUUGCCAUGUCCAUCUCACCCUAUCAAUUAGCCUAAUACCUCCACAUAGCUCAUUUUUCAAACAUCAAAGUCAAAAUAUUUAAAUUAACUAAGCAUUUGGGAUUUUAUGGAUAUUAUAAAUUGCUAUUUUAAUUUAAAUUUUUUUUUCUGUUUGCAAUCAACCUGUAAACACUGCCUCAGUCUAUGCCCAUGAGAAAAUGAGACUCUUGUUGCAAUGAAUUAAAUAUGCCGUUUUAUCAAUUUAAAAAAAAAAGGUUCUCUGUACAGAAAAUCUUUGAGAAUGCACUGGACAUGGUUGAACUUUAGCUUUCCUUACUACUAGUUUUCUUUUAGCAAAAACUUUUGGCAACCAUGUAAGUAAUAUAAUAUUUUCAAAUUUAAAUUACAUUUAUCUGCCAGUCUAGUAACAUUCCUCUUGGUCUACAUAAAUUGUGUGGCUAUGUUAUAUAGUCUAUCAUUUUCAUUAUAGGUUAACCUCUCUUAAAAAUAGCUUAAUACUUUUUUUUAUAAAUACAAGGAUUGUUCAUUGUAACACUUCAAAGAAAAGAUAAAUAUGUUAAUUAUGUAUUUAAACAAAAAUAGUCUUGAAUUGAAGUACACCUCAUAAUCAGUCAUGCACUUUUUAAAGCAGUUAUCUUUGACUGUUAUUGACCUUAACUGAUAACACACACAAUAGUCAUUGUUUUGAUUUUUUGCAUUUCUUGAUUCAUUUUUCUCCUUUUUUUAAUAAAUCACUUCUGUUCACCAAUCCAACCAAAGAAUUCAGACCUGGCUUGUAUCAGACAUAAUUAACAUAAUAAUAUUGGAUUACUCAUUGCACAUUUUUGCAAUCAUUUAAAAAAAAAAAAAACUUAACCCAUAAUUAAUGUCAGUUUCUUGAAUAUAAAUUAUUCCAAAGACCUACAUCUCAUUCUUUUUUUUUUGCUCAUUUCUAUUGCAACCAGUAAGUUAGAUUCUUUGGUUACUAUAAGUAUGAUUUAAAUAAAACCAAAGCAGGUCUACUAGUCUGCACUCUUGAUGUUGCAUUUUCUGAUAAUGAAAGCAUUUCAGUUUAUAAGAAAUAUGCCACAUUAUAAAUUUGUGUAUAUCUUGAAUAGUCAUGAAUUCCUUAAACUGCUGCAUUUUUGUUGUCAAGAACUGUUCUUUCAAUAUAAAAUUGUCUUGUUAGGAUAUUUUACGUGUGCCUUGAAAGUGUUGUUUUUUUUACUGCUCUUGGGAAAAAAAAAGGUCAUAAUUUUCAAUUGUAUUAUCUUAGCAAUAUACACAUUAAGUAUGUGGACUUAUAAUUAUUUAUUUGGUUUAUUAACUGUUGGUAAAACAAGCUUUGAGAGUAUACAAGAACAAAUUCUCCAUUUCAGUUCAUUUGACACAGCCACCAUUAUGAAAAUUAUUUUUUCAUUAUAUGAAAUCAUACUUGACAUCUUCACCCCUGCAAUAAUGUGUCCAACUCUUGUUAACUGAGUAAGCUAUUAUAAUUCCACUUCUUGCUAUGUAAACAGUUGAAUGUUUUUCAAAAACAGAAUGUCUAAGAAAAUGCACUGUUUGGAUAAACCAUUCAUUCUUACACCUACAUUUUUUUUGGAUUUUAUUGGAAGACAGAAGUCCCUCCACAGUUCAAUGGGACUAGCUGGCUCAGCACAGUAUGCAUUUCAUGUGUAUCACUUCAUAUUGAUAAUUGCUUUUUGUAGAUCUGAUUGGAAAUGAUUCUGUUAAUGAGGUCAUCCAACUUUCUUAUAUUCUGUUAAAAUAGUUUUGUUGGAUAUUCUUUUCAUUCAUUUACUCUGUAAAAAAAAAAAAGGAAUGUAAUGAACACAAUUUGAAGGACAAUAUUUGGCUUAGCUCACUCCUUGUCUUGAGACUACAGAAAGUUAAGUAUUCUUUUAAAAUUCUGAAAGGAAAGUUGGCUUUAGGAGUGGCAAGAGGAAAGGACAUGCUCCACAGUUAGUUGCAUUCAUUGCCAAUGAAAUGAGUAGUUUCCUACCUUAAAAUGUCAGUCUAUUUUUAAUGUUGCACAAGUUGACACAUUGAUUUCAUUGACUAUAUUAGUUCUUUCAGCAAAACUAUAAACUCAUUCAUGUGGCUGUCAACAGUACCAUUACGGUACCAACUUUUCCAAGGCAACCAUUUAGUUCAUAAUACAGCCCGCGGGCCACAUCGACUUGGUUCUAUUUGGCCCACCGAAACGUCAGCACAAAGUGUAGAAAAUCCCCCCUUCAUAAAAAAAGGUUGAAAUAUUCAUCUUUUCCUACGUUGUUAACCUUUAACAUUUGUGCAUUUCUGAAAUGGGAUUCUGAAUGUAGAAUCUACCAGGAAAAGUGAACGGAUCUUUACUUUUUGUGGAACAUGAAAAUAAGCCAGCAUAAUAAAUAUUUAAAGAAAGUGUGGCUGUUUAUAUAAAAAAAUGUAUACAAAGGUAUUAUGAAACAAAUAUGGCAGCAUUCUUGAUUUGAGCCGCAAAUAAAAGAAUGUUAAACCACGUCUAGAGAUUUGAUGAUUUAUGAGAUUAUUUACCAAAAAGAGACAAGAAAAUGAGUCGGUGGUAAAACUAGCUACAAUGGUGCUCACUUUUAAGUAUCGAAAUGAAGCCAUUUUUCCAAAGCGUAAAAAAUAAGAUAAACUUCCGAUGUCUCGUUAAUUAAUGUAAGUUUCUAAUCAGUUUCAGGUCGAUUUUAUUUCGUUUUUGUACCUUUUCGGUCAUAUGGCCCGCGACACAAGUGUCGGAAAUUAAAAUGGCCCGCCUGUCAAAUUAGGUUGGGCAUCACUGAUUUAGUUUUAUCAAAACUGAUUCCAAGUACUUAAACACUAUUUAUGAACUAAAAAAACACUUUGUAGCAUUUGCAUUUUUUUCCUUUUUUCUGGAAGGUGUAAAUAGUAACAGCAAACCUUUUUAAAUAACAAUUUUAUCUUUGCUUUGAGUUGAGCCAAGAUAAAAUAACAUCAAACAUAAGCAUUAAAAAAUCUGGCAGUCUGUAAUAAUUUCAAUUCAAUUUGUAAAGGUCUUAAAUUUAUGCCUCGCAUAAAAUGUUCAGAACCAUUGUCUGUAUACUUGUACAUGCUUGCUAGACAAGUCAAUUGAACUUUGGUAGGAACUUUUUCUUGUUAAAUAUAGCUCUUUCAUAAUUCCCCUUUUCAACUUUUGAUCUUAACGCUAAAACUUUUUGUUUUUAAUGGGUGACCAAACUGAAUCAUCUUAAUUGACUUUGUGUUAAUUGUGAUGAUCAGCUUAAAUUAGGAAUUAUCAGAAAAUGAUUUAAGCUAUCUCACACAUCCCCUGCAUUUUCCUGUCUAUACCACUGCUUUAGAAUAACUUAAAAUGACUAGGGUUACCAGACAUCAGUCAAAAGGAGGACAUGUACUCUGUCCAGCAGGCAUUUGGACUUUUGUGAAAAUGUUGACUUUAAAUCCAAUUGAAUUCAAUCUUUUCAUAUCUUAAAAUACACAAAGUUGC